AUGACAUCUACUAUACCAAUAUUAAGAACAUUGGACAGACUUAUUCAACGAAUAAAUAAAGUCACAGUAUGCCAAGAACAUUUUAGACUAAUUUCUAUAGCAUUAACUCAACUGCAACAUGUAUUGAAUAUAACAGACAUAGAAGAUGAAAAACAUAAAUUUGAUGAUAUAGUACAGACACUAAAGGCGAUCGAUGAAAUUAUCAUUGGGUGUAGCGAAAAUGAAGUUGAACUUAAAGGAAUGACCUAUCGAGAUCUUGAAUCUUUAUUACUUCGACUUCAAUUACGACUCGCUCAGCAUGCAAUUGAUUUAACAGAUAACUAUGAAGCAAAAAUUCAAAUACUAACUAAUGCUUAUCAUGAUCAACAAAUUCUUGUUCAAAAAGUUUUUGAUGAAAAAAUAAAACAACGAUUAGAUGCAAUCGAAAAGAGAACCGAAGAAAACACUAUGGAACAACUUCAUCUACUACGUGAAAAACAUUUCCAUACGAUCAAAGUUUAUCUUCGUUGUUGUACUGAACUACACAAAAGUGUACCUCUUACUGGUCUGAAUGGUGAUAUUGUUGCUAAAGUUGCUUAUAAUUUUUACCACAUUUCUUCCGAAGAUAAAAGUCAAUUAGAACAUAAAUGGAAAUCAUGUGAUCUUCCUCUCACUCGUACAUUCAUUCAAUUCAAACCUGAUAAAUCUGCAUCAUUCGAAAGAAAUGAAUCACGACGUUUACUCAUCGGAUCAGAAAGCCACUUAUUUCAAAAUCAUCAUAAUAGAAAAGGUGCAUGGGAAGGUAUAUGGCAAAGAUUAGUUUCAGCUCCUUACAUGAUGUCGAUGGUUGAUAGAGAUCGCUAUUCAGAGGAAGAUGAUGUUACUGAGGAAAAUAUUAUUCGAUUGAAACGUUGGAUUGUUAUUUUGGGUGAUCCAGGAAGUGGAAAAACAAGUUUUGUUCGAUGGCUUGUUUGUCAUCUCGCUCAAACACUUCUUAAUGAACAACAUUCAACUGAUUAUGGUCCUCUUCGUAUACCAAUUCUGAUUCGUAUUGGUGAAUUUGCUGAAAUAUUGAACGAACAGCCAUCGCUAAGUUUAUUUGAUUAUAUUGGAAAACAUAAAUGGAUGGGCAAGUCAAUAGUUGAUGACUCAUCAAUAUCUCUUGAUAAUUUAUCAUGUGCUCUUCAAGACUACAUUAAACAAGGUCAAGCUCUUAUCAUACUUGAUGGUCUUGACGAGAUUCCUGUUUCAGAUCAACGUUCAAAAAUUAUCAAUCUUGUUGAAAACUUUGUCGAUAGUUAUGUUCAAACACCUACGGGUACCUCUGCAUUUGACGAUCGAUAUUUGAGUAGACUAUUUGAUAAUCCAUCGAAAUCGGGCGGUAAUCAAUUGAUCGUCACAAGUCGUAUAGUUGGCUAUCAUGUUGCUCCAUUAGCUGGUCAAUUUGCUCAUUAUACAAUUCGACCUAUGGAUAUGGAACAUAUGAAAGAUUUUGUUGACUAUUGGUUUUUUCGUGUUCAUCAACGUAUACUUGACACAUUGGAUCUUCCAUUGAUUAAUCAAGGAGAAAAUCAAAGUGAAGCACUUAAGAAAGAACUAGAAAAAACGGAACACAUUGGACUUCUUGAUGUAGCUUCUAACUCUUGUUUGAUGUCAUUUAUUUGUAGUGUGGCUUUCAAUCAAGUAAAAGGCUCACCAUUGCCUACUCAACGUAUUCUACUCUAUGAAGCAAUUGUUAACUCUAUGUUAAGUUUGUGGAGUACUAAAAGAUCGACCAUUCCAAUACGAGAAUUAAUUCAAAUUUUCAGUAAUAUUGCAACUUAUAUUCAUGGAAAUUCUGCAUCAGGUCUUAUUCAUGAAGAAAAAAUGAAAGAAAUUUGCAUUCAAUCUAUUAAAGAUUCGGUAAGUAAAGACUUUGACAGUAAAAAAAAUAUCCAAGAUAUUGAAAAUCAAGCAUUCGAAUUCGUACGAAUCAUUCGUGAAGAUGUUGGUAUUUUAGCUGCUCGAGGUGAAUCACUCUAUGGUUUUCUUCAUUUAACAUUUCAAGAAUAUUUUACUUGUUUAAAACUCAUCAACAUAGAAACUACGAAACAGGAGAACAAAAACUGUGAUGAAUCUAAUUUACAGAACAAAGUUCAACUCGUUGCUCAGUCUAUGCGGUAUCAUACAAAUGAUCCACGUUUUAAGGUACCUAUUGCACUUGCUUUAGGCAAGAUCAGUUAUUCUUGGUCACAAAAAGAUUUUGAUAAUUUUUGUUACGAGUUUAUAAAAGGACAAGAUGAAUAUGAUUCUCUUUUACCACUUGGUGCAUAUAUGUUAAUUAAUUGUGGCAAUGAUCUUGUGAAGUAUCCUUCUCAUGAUGUUUUAUUCGAUGUUUUGGAUUGUUUAAUAAUUGUAGCUGGUCAACAUAAGUGGUCAAUUGUUUGUCCGUUUCUCCUUGAUCAAAUUAUAAUUUUAUUGAGAAAACUUCGACAUGAUAUUGUUUCACUAUGGAUUAAUAAAUUAUUGUCUCAAUCUUCUUGGUAUGAUAUUCAAACAAUGUCGGCUCUUUGUCAUCUCAUCGAAGGAAAACCUCAUGAAUUUGAAAACAUUAAAUGGCUAAAUCAAUCAUCUUGUUCAAUGCUUCAAUCCUUGUCAAUACUGGAUAAUGAAAAUAAUGAAUUUGCUAUUGAUCGACUAUUAGUUAAAAUUGCUUUCUUCAAUCAUCGCUUAUUACCUGUUAAUCCAAGCACUUUCAAAGGAUUUCUUCUUGCUAAAGAAGUAGAGCUGUAUUCGAUUCCUACUAUUCUAUUUCCUGUAAUCAUCAGCUUAUAUGGCGGUUUGAAACGAGAUGGUCCAGAUAUUGUCUUCGAUCCAUUUUAUAUUUAUCGAGAAUCAACUGUCGUGACACCGAUGUUGAUACAUUUUCUUUCUAAAAACAAUCUAAGUAACCAAAAUGAGAAUAUAAUGAUGAUUAAACAAGAAUUUUUAAAAUUAUUAUUGACACGAAUAGAAAGCCAAGAUGAAUCUUGUGACACAGUUGAUCUUUGUAUUGCCAUUAUUAGCUUAUACGGCAUCGACUACGUUCAAGAUAAUCUAAAAAUCAUUUCCAGUUCUCUUUUACGUAUGAGUAUGCAUAGACUAAAAUAUAUUUCAAUGAUUUUACGUCAAUUUUAUUUUGCUGGCGAUAGAAAUGAUCCAUUGGAUUCAAAGAGAGUAACAACAUUUAUUUCGAGUAUGAUCGAAAACUUUCAGUAUGGCAAAGCAUCAAAAUUGCAAUAUUUGAAUUUGUUAAAUUCAUUAAAAACUAGCAUGGCUCGUUUACGAUUUUCUACAACAUCAUUUUUAGUUAAAGGAACAUCAGAUUCUUAUGAACGGGUGAUCUUGUAUCUACCAAAUUCACUUCGAAGCGAAUAUAAACUUCUCAAUGAUAUCUUAUCCAAAGAUAUACAAUUUUAUUCGCGAGAAAAGUCUUGUUCUUUGCUUGAUUAUUUCACAAAACAUUUCUGGAUAUUAGAGAAUAGUGACAAGUUCGAGACACAGUAUAGAAUGGCUAUUGCUUUGGAUACAAUCCCACAAUAUUUACUUUUCCGCAAUGAUGAAGAUUUGCUAUUUUCAUUGACAUUUAUUCCUACACAUCUACGAAAUCUCUAUUUGUGCUUAUUGGAGAAAGGGCUUAUUAAGAUCCAUCUCGAAGAUUUUACAGCUAAUGAGAGAGAACAUCUUUUCUUCGGACACGUUUUACUUGAAUGCCUGAUGUUAUUGUCGAAUACAUCAUGCAAAAGACUUUCUCUUAUGAGUGCCUUGAUCACAUUGUUACCUAUGCUUCGUAUGCAUCACUUAGAAAACUUUGGUAGUACUCUUUUAUGGGCAUUAGAUGCAAAAGAUUCAACGUAUUUGAACGUUUUCGAAGCUACAAAAAAGCAUCCAAUGAAUUUCAAAUCGGGUAUGUACAUAAAUAAAAAUGAAAAUUUCGUUCCUGUACAUCAUAUACUGGAUGAAGAAAGAAGGGUACUAAUUAAAAAAUAUAUCGAAGAAGAACAACAACGGCUUCAAAAUGCUUUAGCUGAAUCUGAUGGAAAAAGUAUGAAACUGUAUUCUGCAUGCAUCUCUUUGGCACGCACUUGUAGAUGGACUCAAGAUGAUAAUAGAUUAACAUUAUUGGAAUACAGUGUACAAGGAGCACUAUCAAUCGAUAAUAAACUUGCUCGUCUAGAUGCAUUAUGCGUGAUUGGCUUUUACUCUCAUUCAGAUUGCGAUCAAAUCAAAACUAAGAACGGUACAUCUCUUCAAAAAGAAAUCGACUUUCAUUUACAUGAAAUUUAUCCUGAUUUAUCGCUACUAUUACACACAGCUAUUUUCAUUCGAUGUUUACCAUUACUUGAAGAUCAACAGACAGUUAAGAAAUGUCUACAGAGUCUUCAAAAUAAGUUUACCAAUGCUGAACAACGAGACCACGAUCCAUGGAGUUAUUACUGGUUGUGUAGUGCAAAUGAAGCUGAACUGGAAGGAGAGCACACAGCUAAUUUGGCAGAUAGUUUUGAAGCGAAAAUUCAAAUAUUAAGUAAUGCUCAUCACGAUCAGCAGAUUCUUAUUCAAAAAGUUUAUGAUGAAAAGAUAAGACAAAAAUUAGAUGCAAUUGAACAGGGUACCAAGGAAAACACUAUAGAACAACUUUAUCUAUUAUGUGAAAAAGAUUUUCAUACAAUUAAAAUUUAUCUUCAUUGUUGUAUUGAGUUACAUAAAAAUGUACCUCCCAGUGGUUUAAAUGAUGAUAUAGUUGCGAAAAUAGCUCGUCAUUUUUAUCAAAUCUCUUCAGAAGAUCAAAAUCAAUUAGAGACUAGAUGGAAAUCAUGUGAUCUUCUUCUCACUCGUACAUUUAUUGAAUUGAAACCUAAUAAAUCUACAUCAUUCGAAAGAAAUGAGUCACGUCGAUUACUCAUCGAAUCAGAGAGUCACUUACUUCAAAGUCAACAUCAUAGUAGAGAAGCAUUGAAAGGUGUAUGGGAAAGAUUAGUGUCAGCUCCUUAUAUGAUGAAUUGA
Molecule: messenger RNA, 5001 nt
Organism: Rotaria sp. Silwood2
Lineage: Eukaryota; Metazoa; Rotifera; Eurotatoria; Philodinida; Philodinidae
Source: the annotation of a GenBank genome assembly